Messenger RNA from Ceratosolen solmsi marchali, 10020 nucleotides. It is a transcript of the gene Wnk, whose product is annotated as Wnk kinase. Gene Ontology annotation, molecular function: ATP binding; protein serine/threonine kinase activity. The transcript has 29 exons. Gene Ontology annotation, biological process: protein phosphorylation. The coding region runs from base 104 to 9748 and encodes 3214 amino acids. The record is from RefSeq and is a predicted model, not a curated record. Lineage: Eukaryota; Metazoa; Arthropoda; Insecta; Hymenoptera; Agaonidae.
AAUAAAGAUCUUAUUAUUCAACAAAUUGAGAUUUUAAAUUUAGAAAUUUAGUGAAUUGUGCUAAUCACUGUUUUCAAGUGGAAUUAAGACUUACACACGUGCAAUGCCGAGAUGCUGCAAUGAGAAUAAAUCACUGAGGUUGGUGAGCAGUAAUCAGCAACACAACGCAGAAAAUAUUUUACUCACACAUUCCCGACCUUUCUCUAUCAGUGGUGGGGAACAAUUGGAUAUUGAAGAAGCGCCUGUUGUAGUUGUUGAGAGAUCUCAUAGAAGAGUUCGUUGUGAUCUCAGUCCAGUUCCAACUAAUACUAAUUCUGGAUUUAUUAAAUUAAUUGGUAUAAAGGACAAAUCCAGUAGACAAGAAAGUCAAUCAAGGUACAAUUGUGGAAGCAGUGGGCAUAGAGAUAAAGAAAAGGAGGCAAAGAAAAGAGCAGCUAUAGGCAACGCAGUGCGAGGACUUUUUCCUUCAGGCCAUAGUAGGCAGGACAGGUAUGAAACUAGCAGACAGCGAUCAUCAGGGGGAACAGGGGGUGGCGUUGGCCUUUCUGGAUUGUGUCCAAAGCUGGUCACAAAUACAGGGAAUAGUGGUCAAAGCAAUGUUGGCUUGGGUCACCAUUUAACCCCACAAGAAAGUCAAACAUCUUGUGGAGUUGUUACUUCUCAGAAAAAUCAGGGACAUCGUCGUAAUCGAAAAAUUUCUAUAAAUUCACAGGCAGCUAGUAGUAGUGGCUUGAGUAAUUUGGCUGAUCGCAAGUCAAGAUCCAGUCAAUUGGAGCAUGAUUCACAACCACCAGCACUAACAAUAACAAAAAAUGGAAUCUCAUUGAAUUCGCAAUCUACGAGACAAAAAAAUUCCCUUGAUCCUGUUGAAAAGUCUUUAGUGUCAUCUUUUGAUCAUGAAAACAAUCAUAGUUUCAGUGAUGCAGAGGAAGCAAUUACUGCUACAGAAAAUUUUUCAAGAAUAUCAAACAUUAUUAUGCCUUUGACGCCAAUGGGAAAGGGAAACUCUAGAAAAGUAAGUAAAGAGGAAAAGACUGCUGAAAAAAGUAUGUACUCGUCAAAUUCUGAGUCAAAAGAAGAUAAUGAUGGUAGCCAAAAAUUAUCGUCGGUUUCACAGGAAGGGAGAACCUCAACAGAAAAUAUAGUUCAAAGCUUCAAUGCUUCCCUUUCAUUUAAGAAAAAGCCAAAUUUAAAUGAAAAUACAAACGUUCGCGAAAAUAAACGAAAAACCUCCGUUUAUUCCCUAGUGAACUUUGAUAAAGAUGGUGCCAAUAGAAAAUCCAAUUUUAAACAAGAUAAUAUAGAUGAAGAUUGUACUCAAAAGGAUUCAAAUGUUAUUUUAGAAAUUUCUUGUAGCAAUCUAAAUGAACAAAAAAAUUUAAACGAAAGUAGCAUGCCGUCAACAUCGAGAAAAUCGUCUAAUGGAAAGUUAAAAUGUAAAAAUAUAUCAGUAGAAGUAAUGGACAAAAGUGAAAAAAACCGCUUGGAUAAUCAUGAUAUUGCCCAAGAUUGUUUUAAAAAUAUAAACAUUGAACAAAUAAAAAAUUUAAGAUUCACGACAUCCAGUGUUAUGAGAGAGUCAAUCGAUCUAGAAAGUAAAGAAUUUCGAGAAGAAUGUCAAAGAAAUGAAGAUGAAGAAGAAGAAGUCACUAUUUACGAUGAAGAUGAUAAUGGAACAAGUAUUAGUGAUAUAGUUGCAACUCAAGCACUUCAUGAAUCUUUGAGUAAAAUGGGUAAAGUUCUACCUAUGGGUUCUGAAAUUACAUUAAAAGAAAAUAUUAAAGAAGAAGUAAAGCCUGAAGAAAGUCAUCAAAAAGAUAUAACAGUACAGGAAGAGACAGUAGAAGGAUUCAUAGGACCACUUCUUGACGAGAAUUUUAAAACAGAUGAAAAGUUAGUUCAAAAAACUAUGGAAAUGGAUGAAGUAAGAAAUUUAUUAAUGAAAGUUAAAGUUCAGACAGUUGAAGAUGAUGAUGAUGAGGAAAAAGCUGUAGGAAUUUCUCCCGAUCAAAGAUUUUUGAAAUUUGAGGAAGAAAUAGGUCGUGGUAGUUUUAAAACUGUUUAUAGAGGUCUAGAUACACAGACUGGUGUAGCUGUUGCAUGGUGUGAAUUACAGGAGAAAAAAUUAAACAAAAUAGAAAGACUGAGAUUUAGAGAGGAAGCUGAAAUGUUGAAAGGCUUACAACAUCCAAAUAUAGUUAGAUUUUAUGACUACUGGGAAGUAACACUUACAAGACGAAAAUAUAUUGUUUUAGUAACAGAACUUAUGACUUCUGGCACAUUAAAAACGUAUUUACGAAGAUUUAAAAAAAUUAAUCCCAAAGUCUUAAAAUCUUGGUGUCGACAAAUCUUAAAAGGACUUGCAUUUCUUCAUUCAAGAUCGCCACCAAUUAUUCAUCGUGAUCUGAAAUGCGAUAAUAUUUUUAUUACUGGAACUACAGGUAGUGUAAAGAUUGGCGAUCUUGGUCUUGCAACAUUAAAAAAUCGUAGUUUUGCAAAAAGCGUUAUUGGAACACCUGAAUUCAUGGCACCUGAAAUGUAUGAAGAACAUUAUGAUGAAUCUGUGGAUGUUUACGCUUUUGGUAUGUGUAUGCUAGAGAUGGCGACUAGUGAAUAUCCAUACUCUGAAUGCACAGGCCCUGCACAAAUAUAUAAAAGAGUCGUAUCGGGUGUAAAACCACAAAGUUAUGAUAAAGUAGAAAAUCCAGAAGUACGAGAAAUUAUAGAAAUGUGUAUACGAUUGAAAAAAGAAGAAAGACCAUUAGUAAAAGAUCUUUUAAAUCAUGAAUUUUUCGUAGAUGAUAUAGGGCUCAAAUUAGAAAUGGUAUCGCGUGAUACUGCAGUUGCAGAAGCAGAAUUAUCACGUGUCGAAUUUAGACUCAGGGUUCUUGAUCCAAAAAAAAGAAGUAAUAAGCAUAAAGAAAAUGAAGCUAUUCAAUUUGAUUUUGAUAUAGAAGUUGAUAAUGCUGAGGAAGUAGCAUCUGAAAUGGCAAAAUCAAGUCUUAUUCUCGAAGAAGAUGCUAAAACAGUAGCAAAAAUGCUUAAAUCUCAAAUUACAGCAUUAAAAAGAGAAAGAGAAGAAAGGAAAUUGAAAGAAGAAAAGGAACGUCAAGAUGCAGAAACGACAGCGGCUAAUGAAAGCAUUUUGCAAAACCACUUAUUAAUACAGCAAAUGCAAGUUCAGCAACAACAAACUCAACCAGGAAUAAAUAUUCAGCAGGUUCCAAAUUCAGUGCAAAUUCAACAUAGUUUACAACCACAACCUGUUCAACUUGUUCAACAACAGCCUAUGAUCCAACAACAAACUUCAGUUAUACAGCCCCAACAAGCACAACAAAUUCAGCAACUUAAUCAACAACAGCAGCAACAGGUUCAAUAUCAGCAACAGCAACAACAAUAUCAGCAAAUGACCCAAGUAUCUCAAACAAUGAGUGGAAAUUCUUCACAGUGUUCAACACCACAAACAGUACCAGCUCAAACACCUUUUUCUCAAGUAACACAACAACAAUUACAACAACAAUAUAUACAGUUGAAUCAAAUGGGAAUAACACCACAGCUAUCACAUCCUCCACAAACAAUGCAGAUUCCACAAAUUCAACAAACUAUUCAAUACACGCAAACUCAGGUACAGCAUGUACAACAAAUACAACAAACUCCUGUUGCUGGUUCAUCCACAGUUCCAAAUAUACAGGCACAGUCAUUUUAUCAUCAAGGAACUGCUACUAUGCCAACUUAUCCACCAUCUCAAAUUUUUCAACAAAAUGUAUCUCAACCGAUUUUUCAUGGUUAUGCAACAAACUCUACCAGUGGACAUAUUGAUGUUUUACCAAAUCAACCACCUCAACAAGUAUAUACUACUCAUUCUAACCCAUCUGGAAAUAAUACAGUAGCUACAUCUAUUAGUUAUAUUCAGCCGAUGCAAGUUCAAGUUUCUUUACCACAACAGACUUCGUCAAUUUCAAAUAUUCAAACUGCACCAGGUUUAAUUACAAAUGGAGCACAUCAAUCUCAAGCUCCACAGAAUAUAAUGAUGCAAAUGCAAUAUUCACAAGGUACUACUAUUGUACCACCUGCAACUUCAAUGACUCAAAAUUUAAAUGCUGUACCACAAGGAUCUAAUAAUUCUCAACAGCAGCAGUCCAUACAGCAAUCGCAAUGUGCAGCACAACAAAGUGUACAACAAUCCAUACCGCAGCAGCAACAAAAUAUACAGUCAAUACCACAACAACAGCAGCAACAAAAUAUACAACAAUCCAUACCGCAGCAGCAACAAAAUAUACAAUCAAUAACACAACAACAGCAGCAACAAAAUAUACAAUCAAUAACACAACAGCAGCAGCAGAAUGUACAACAAUCAAUACAGCCACAACAGCAGCAACAAAGUGUACAACAAUCAAUACCGCAACAACAGCAGCAACAAAACGUACAAUUAAUAUCACAACAACAAAAUAUACCGCAACAACAAAUUAUACAGCAAUCAGUAUCGCAAAAACAAAGUAUACAGCAAUCAAUACCACAACAACAAAGUAUACAACAAUCGAUACCCCAACAGCAACAAAAUAUACAACAAACAAUACCCCAACAACAACAAAGUAUACAACAAUCGAUAUCCCAACAGCAACAAAGUAUACAACAAUCCAUACCCCAGCAGCAACAAAAUAUACAACAAUCAAUAUCUCAACAGCAACAAACUAUGCAACAAUCAAUUUCGCAGCAACAACAAAGUAUGCAUCAAUCGAUAUCACAACAGCAACAACAGAGUAUACAACAACCAAUAUCACAACCGCAAUCAACAUCUAUACAACAACAAUCUUUAUCACAACAGCAGGUUGUAUCCCAACAACAAGCUAUAUCACAACAGUCACAGCAAUCAUCUAUACAACAUCAAAUACUUCAUCCACAUUUACAGCAACAUCAACCACCUCUGCAACAACAGAAUUUUCAUCAAGUAACAGAGACAGUGAUGGUAGAAAGAACCCUUGUAAAACAAGAAACUUUGGAAUUACCAAAUUCUGUGUCAUUAGAAACUGUUUCAAAUGUACAAGAAAUUCAAAUAGCAUCUGGAACUAUACCUAUAACAACGGAUGGAAACCCAUCUGAAAUUCCUGAUAAUUCAACUUUGACGACAAUGACUACAGAAAAAAGCAAGAUCAAACGAACAGGAACAAAACGAAAAAAACCAGGAAUAAAAUUAACUGUACUCUCGGUCAGUAAUGUUGAAAGUCAUGCGAUAUCUGUAGAAUGUCAACUAGAUACUAGUAAACAAAAGACCGUGACGUUUAAAUUUGAUCGAGAUGAAAUGGUUCCAACUGAUAUAGCAAAUAAUUUGGUAGCAGAAAAUCUACUACCUCAAUCUCAACGCGAAACUUUUAUUGAAUUAAUAGAAGACAUUGUCAAACAAUUACGUCUUGAUCCAUCUUUAAAUCUACCGCUAGUUGCCCAUGGACCGCCUGAUCAAUCAGCUGGUGGUAGUCCUGUUACAAGUCGUAGACCUCGAGAACGUGAUCACAGCCUUGACAUGUCAAAGCAGGUGAGACAUGGCUCGCUAACUCGACAAAGCAGCCACCGUUCUUCAUACAAAGUUCAUCGUAGGCACCGUUCGAGAGAUGAAACUUCAAAUGCUUCUACACCAACAAAAAUGUUGCCAAUUGAUCAGAUACUAUCACACAUUACAAAUGCUGCUCUAUCGGAAAAAACAGAAACUACUCCAGGAAUGAUCGAAACUCAAGUUCCUCCGAGUACAGAAUCGGCUGAAGCGUCAAGACGUUCAUCUACUUCAACACAAAAUACUGACAUUCUAACGCCUACAAAUGCUAUUGAUUUAUUAGAUAGUCAAGAAAGUAUAAUUUCUACAACUUCAGCUAUAACUGUAAUUGAAGCUGAUAGUUAUGGUCAAGAAUUAAAAUCAGAGAUGUCUAAUAAUAUCACAGGAUUAUUACCUGAAUCUACUAUUAAAUCUGUACAAGAAGUUGACCCUAUAGCACAAAAAAAUGAAAAUGUUACACUCAUAGGUAAUGAAUCAAGGGAAGAAAUUAUUCAAAAUCAACAAGAAUCCCAAGAUGAAAAUUUAAAUAGGAAUACAAUCAAUUUGGAGAAUAUUGAAAGUCAAAAGUUUACGGCCCCGCCAAUGCGAAAAAUUUCGCGUUUUCUUGUUAGUCCCGUAAUUGAACAAAAAUCUGUAGUUUCCGAAGGAGAAAUGACAAUUCAACAUGAAGUUGUAGAAAAAAUGACUGUUUCAAUAAAACCAGAAACAAUUGGAGCUUCUGAAACUAUAAUACAUUCUAACUAUACGGAAAAUGUACAGAGUACUAAAACAUCUAUUGAAGAAAUUGAUACUGGGGCUCAACAAGCAAUAAUUCAACAACAAUCACAAACAAUGCAACUUCUUCAAAAUUCUGUGCAAACAAAAAUGGAUGCAACUCAGAUAAAUAAAAUACCAACUCAAAAUUCUACUACCGGUUAUAUGAUCCAUACAAAGCAAGGUGCUGCCAAUGAUAUUGACUCAGUAUUACAAAGUCAACAAAAUACUGUCGUGACCACUCCAAUUGUCGAUAUUCAACAAAAUCUUUCAAUAGCUUCUAUACCAAUACAAAAUCCAAGAAUAAUACCACACGUAGGUCAAAUGCAACAUGAAAUUUCAAUACCAUCUCAAAUACAACAGUUGCGACAACCACAACACGUUAAUAUUCAAAAUUCAGCUCAAAUUCUUCAGCAGCCAAAUACAGAUGAACGAAAUCGUCGAAUUUCAAAUAUAUCAAAUAACUCAAAUAUUUCUACUGAUUCACAGCAAUCAGAAACAAAUAAUGUAAAUAUGGAAGAAAGAAAAGUAUCUGGUAUAUCAAAUCAACAUAUUCAGCAACAGGCAUAUUUGAGUCAGCAGUCACAAGAUGGCAUUUCUAAUGGUAUUCAGAUAGCAAAUGGUACUGUAGAAACUGCUCAACAAACGCAACAAGUUGCUCAUCAUAAUGCUUUGCAUACAACACUAACAGGAAUUUUGCCUUCUGCUAGUACUCAAAUUCCAUCUCAAACAACUACAGUGACUGAAACUGCACCAAAAACCAAAGUGAAAGAAGUGUCAUCGACACUGCCAGAUCUUGCUCAAAACUUAGCAAAUAUUUUAUCAAAUCCUAAAUCAAAAUCUGCCCAUUCCAUGGCUCAAGGUCACGAGCCACUUCAAAAUUCCACAGUUAUGCAACCAGUUCUUCAUUCCGAACAAUACUUUCAGCCAAUACAACCUGAAAUAUGUAUGCAAAAUCUACAAAUUCAACAUCAAUUACAACAAAAUAUGCAACAGACAAUACAAGCACAAACGAAUUUUCCAUCAAACAUUCCAACUCAAACGCCCAUUUUACAACAAGGAUUAAUGCAAGUUGUUUCACAAGCCAAUGUUCAACAACCUAUUGAUACGCAACUACAAUCGCAAAUUCUACAUAAUCAGCAACAUAAUUUACCAUCCCACACUGCUAUACAAGGACAAUGGGUAGUUCCAUCUUAUGGAACUUUACCAGGACAAAAUAUUAUUCAGCUUCAACCCAUACAGCAUGUUCAUGUGAUACAAAGUCAAGCAACCUUACAGCAUAUGAUGCCAAUGCAAAUUCAACCUCAGACUCAGAUACAACAUCAACAAAGUAUAUCAGAAUCUAUUGAUAAUUCAAUGUUAAUUGAACAACAGAAUUUACAACUGAAACUUCCAGAGGCUAAACAUAUAGCGACAAAAACUGAUGAUAUAAAUCCUGAAUGUAAUAUUAGUCGACGUACUAGCUCCGAUUGUCAAGUAAUUUCUUCAGAAAAUGAAUAUUCCAGUCAUGACAUAACUCCAGAGCACACUCUUGUUGAAUCAGUAGAAACCACUAAUUAUCAACAACAAAUGACACGAGAGCAACAUCGAAAGUUGAGCCAACAAAAUUCUUUAGAUAAACCGACGGAGAGUUGUAUAGGGGGACCACAAACUAUUGCCGAUUUGCAACAAAAAUUGGUACAAUUAACUAGUCAGCCGUCAGAAUCUUUGAUUGUUAGUACACCGCCAAUCAGUCACCCAGCAACACCUCAUAUUCAACAAAUAACAAGCAUACAAGAUGCACAUGUGAUUACUUUACAACAAAAAUUCGGCACUAUACCUGGUAUACCUGCCACUGCUUUUCAACCGCUAACUUCCCUUUCUCCUCAGUCUACAAUCCAUUCUGGUCAUUCUGUAUUUAUUAAUGAAAACAGUAGUGGGCUUGAUAAUUCCAAUCUAGAUCUUGAAAGUCCAACUCCAGUAUCAGGAGGAGGUGUCUUAUGUACUCAAGAAAUGGCUAGUCCAAAUAAAGAAAAUGCUAAAUCUCGUAUGCAAAGACCUGGUUGUCGACUGCAAGAGCUCGAGCAUGAACUUGCAAAAAUUCAUCAAAAAUCUUCUAUUACAGCAACAUCAUCUUCUCAAAAUUCAAUAAUCUCUGCACCAAUGACAAUGAUUUAUUCUGCACCAGCUCAAAAUCUACCGUACCAACAACAAGCACUUCUUCCAACUAUUCAACCAUUAAAUAAUGUGUCAGUAGCCCCUGUUGCAUCUAACGUCGUUACAUCCCUCUCUAAUGCUGAAACUUUCAUCUCGCAUGAAAAUCAAGACAAUUCUUCUGUCACUGCCGUAGAGCGCAUCACGCUUAAUCAGCCAGUGAGAAAAAUCUCUAGGUUCAUGGUUUCAAAAGUGGCUGGUCCACCUACGAAUGAAACAUCAUCACAAAAUCAGAGUUUAGACGACGGAAAAAAUGUGGAGAGUAGAACAUGUAUAGGAUCCUGUCAUACUGAUGAACAUUCAAAUGGUGCAACGCCAAUCCAAAUGUUACAUAGUCGAGAAGGUUCUGCUCCUCCAAUUCAAAAUUCAAUUUCGAGUAACGUUCCCUUAUCUGAGCAAUAUGAAAAAGAAGAAAGAUUCCCAUCGCUAACCCCUAGUGAAGAAUAUCAACUUCUUAUAAAAAGGCAAACAAUGGAAUUGGAAACUCUUCAAAGAAGGCAUAGAGAGGAAUUAGAGCGCUUUCAACAACACCAACUGCAAUUAUUGAUACAACAACAGCAGCAAGCUAGUGCUUUUCAUCAACACCACCCUUUACUUUAUCACACUAUAACAGGUCAAUCUAGGGUACCCGGGUUAGAAGAUUACAUAAUGUUUAGUCCAGCGACACAAACACCAAUGCAGCGAAAGCUGAGCUAUUCCCCGGACACGGAGGAGACACUGCGGCUGGCCACGCAGAAAUUGAAGCAGCCGGCGCAGAGCGCCGGCUCGGCUAUUCCUCACGCUUACGUCAUACCAGUGCCAAUAGUGCCUUCGGAAAAUCUCCAAAGCAUCUCAAGCUCCGCUCAGACGUCGGCCACGAGUGAGAUACCGGAUGUCGGAGUUGUGUCGACCAAUGGCCCAACAACCCAGGUGCUCGGACAGUCGCAGUAUCAAUUUGGUCCUACUACGUUGCCAGACGUCACAACACAGGGAAGCUCGACGAGUACUCUAGUCACAAGCGCAAUGGCCGGGAGCUCGGCCGGCUCGACUGGCUACAUUCACUACCACGAGCCGGCGUUGCAGGCCUUUAGCUACGCACCGCACGGCAGUUUCUUUUUGCCUGCUGGCUAUCGGCUCAUCUACGCCCCGCAGACGGCCGGUGCGACGCCACAGAUGCAGCCCGCUACGCCAGCAACGCCGCAACUUGGCAACAGCUCCAACGAUGGCACCCCACCUGGGGAGCCCCAGCAGUACAGCACCGAGUCGCAGCUGGAUUAAUCUUUUUCCUCUACCUGCCUGCCUGUCCGUCUGUCUGUUUCUGUCUCUCUGUCUGUGUGUCCGUCUGUACGUUUGUCUGUAUGCACGUAUGUACGUUUGUCUUUUUGUAUGUUAAAUUGUCGAAUGUGUACGCGAGCCUCUGAGACGAAGGCAUCUCAAGCUGGUGUAUGUCUACACUCUUGAACACGCCGAACUUUUAUCUAAUUAUCUUAAAUCUUUCUUCACUUAUUUUGAACGAUGAAAAAUGCUGCGCAUUUUGAUUGAUUGUAUGU